UGAAGGCGAAAGUGGUGAAAACUGAUAAAGGCCGUUGCAUAUGGCGCCAUCUUAUCAUAUAAUUCAUCAUAUCAUCGAUCCAUAUGUAGUCCAGCCAAUUCUCUCUCUCUCUUCAUGGAGUCUCUUUCCAGAUGCCUCUCAGCUUUCCCACCAUUAUUAAACCCUUCUAUAAAACCCCGGAAAACAACUCCAAAAACACAUCUUUUCCUCCUAAAUUGCAAUCCCACACUUAUCGAAACUCAAAUCCCAAAUCACCAAUCAAGCAACACUUCAACAACCGCCAUUUCCCCUCACAAUUUGUCCGAAAAUCCCAAUUCCCACAAACUAGUACUCCUCAAACCCCAAUUCUCAUUGCCCUUUCUUGGAUUCACAUUCCCAAUUUCUUGCUUCGCCUCUGAAACCACCGCCGCUCUCCCAACUGAAGAAGUUCCCGGCAGAAUUAACUUGGAAUCCAUUUUGGUUUCGAUCGACAACUUUUUCAACCGCUACCCUUUUUUUGUUGCCACAGUCGUUUUCAUCUGGCUUGUUGCGAUCCCUUUAGCUGAGGAGUAUUCGCAGAAGUAUAAGUUCAUUUCCGCCAUUAAUGCAUUCAAGAAGCUGCAGGAUGACCCCACUGCCCAGUUGUUGGAUAUAAGGGACGAUAAGAGCAUUGCUUCUUUGGGCUCUCCCAAUUUGAAAAUAUUGAGCAAGAAUACAGUGCAGGUCAGAUUUCGAGAAGGAGAUGAAGAAGGUUUUGUGAAGAGGGUUCUCAAGAAUUUUGGGGAGCCAGCUAACACCACUCUUUGUAUCUUGGACAACUUUGGUGGCAACUCUAUGAAAGUGGCUGAGUUAUUGGUGAAAAAUGGUUUUAAAGAGGCGUAUGCUAUUCGGGGAGGAACCAUGGGCAAGAAAGGAUGGCAGGAGAUACAAGAGACCCUCCUACCUCCUUCAGUACAUAUUUAUCCGAAGAAAAAGAGCAAAGGGCCAAAAAAACUUGAUACAAAUGGAGGGAUAGCACGAGUGGAUGAAACUAAAGACUCAUUGUUAAAUACAGCUUCUCCUGCCAGUGAAGAAAUCAAGAAUACCGAUUUUAGUUCCCUUAGUUCCUCUAACAAAUCUGAAGGGGGUCAAAAGCCCCUGUCUCCAUACCCAAAUUAUCCGGAUUUGAAACCUCCGUCUUCCCCAAGUCCAACGAAACCAAAGUGAUGCGAGGCUGUGCUGUUGUGAGUUGCUGCUGCGUUUGUGUAUGGAGGGAAACUUAAGUUACAACUGUUAGUCCCAAAGUAGAAAUGGCUUAGCUGCCUUCCUAACUUGAAACUAUUAAUGCUCAUUUUUCUCCCAAACUACAAUUAGAUGUAGAGUCUUCCAAACAGUUUUGUAUCUACUAUUUGUCGUUAGGGGGGAUUAUACUUUGCCAUCCAAAUUAUGUGGAUUUUUGCAAUUUACCUUACGAAUUUCUUUCUGUAAAUUUGAACCGUGUGAAAUCUGCAUUUGCCACCUGAAAUGCAUUCAUUAUUCUAUUGAAA
Salvia miltiorrhiza (redroot sage) is the source of this 1505-nucleotide messenger RNA. RefSeq names its product rhodanese-like domain-containing protein 4A, chloroplastic. The record is from RefSeq and is a predicted model, not a curated record. Lineage: Eukaryota; Viridiplantae; Streptophyta; Magnoliopsida; Lamiales; Lamiaceae. The transcript is spliced from 4 exons. Bases 115 to 1185 code for a protein of 356 amino acids.